ACGACAGAUGCACUGCCUUGCCAGAGUGCUUCCUGGCCCUAGGUGCCCAGAGCGCUCAGGUCUUGCAGUGUGUCCAGAGGAGCCAGUGGUCAGGAAGGGGGAGCCAUGGGACUGCUGACCGGGGAUGCGCUGCUCUCUGUGGCCGUGGCCGUAGCCGUCUUUCUGCUCCUACUUGACCUGCUGCACCGGCGCCAACGCUGGGCUGCUCGCUACCCACCAGGCCCUGCACCAGUGCCCGUGCUGGGCAACCUGCUGCAACUGGACUUCCAGGACCUGCCAUACUCCUUCUAUAAGUUGCGGCACCGCUUCGGGGACGUGUUCAGCCUGCAGCUAGGCUGGACUCCGGUGGUUGUGCUCAACGGACCAUCGGCUGUGCGUGAGGCGCUAGUAGACCACAGUGAGGACACCUCGGACCGGCCAUCAGUGCCCAUCUAUGAGCACCUGGGCUUUAAGCCACAUGUUCAAGGGGUGGUCAUGGCACGCUACGGACCCGCCUGGCGUGAGCAGCGGCGCUUCUCCAUGUCCACCUUGCGCAACUUCGGCCUGGGCAAGAAGUCCUUGGAGCAGUGGGUGACCGAGGAGGCCGCCUGCCUCUGUGCCACCUUUGCCACACAGGACGGGCUCCCCUUUUACCCCAAAGCCCUCCUGAACAAAGCGGUGUGCAAUGUGAUCUCCUCCCUCGUCUUUGGGCACCGCUUCGAGUACGAUGACCCGAGCUUGGGCAGGAUGUUGGGCCUGCUGGAGGAACUUCUGAAAGAGGAGUCUGGCUGGAUGCCUCAGGUGCUGAACACGUUCCCCUUGCUGCUGCACGUCCUGGGGUUAUCGGAACGGGUUUUCUCUGGGCACAUAGCAUUGAGUGUCCUCCUGGAUGAACUGGUGGCCGAGCACAGGAGAACCUGGGACCCGGCACAGCCUCCCCGAGACCUGACUGAUGCCUUCCUGGCUGAGAUCGAGAAGGCCAAGGGGAACCCUGCAAGCAGCUUCAACCAAGAGAACCUGAACGCCGUGACAUCUGACUUAUUUGCUGCAGGGACAGCAACAACAUCCAGCACGCUGGCCUGGGCCCUGCUGCUCAUGAUCCUGCACCCAGAUGUGCAGCGCCGCGUCCAGCAGGAGAUCGAUGAGGUGAUAGGGCAGGGGCGGCGCCCAGAGAUGGCAGACCAGGCCUGCAUGCCCUUCACCAACGCCGUGAUUCACGAGGUGCAGCGCUUUCGACACAUCGGCCCCUUGGGUACACCCCACAUGGUGUCCCGGGACACUGAGGUGCAAGGGUUCCUCAUCCCCAAGGGCACCACGCUCAUCACCAACUUGUCGUCCAUAAUGAAGGAUGAGACUGUCUGGGACAAACCCCUCAAAUUCUACCCUGGACACUUCUUAGACACCAAGGGUUGCUUUGUGAAGCCGGACGCCUUCAUGCCAUUUUCAGCAGGACCCCGCACCUGUCUCGGGGAGCCCCUGGCCCGCAUGGAGCUCUUCCUCUUCUUCACUUCCCUGCUGCAGCACUUCAGCUUUUCAGUACCUGAGGGGCAGCCCCAGCCCAGUGACCAUGGGACCUGUGGUAUACUGUUUAUCCCACAGCCCUACCAACUCUGUGCUGUAUCCCGAUAAGGGACAGUCCACACAACCAAGACUGCCCAAUGGUAUUUUUCUCUUACAUACAGCGUUUGGAUGUUGUUGUUGUUCUUGGCAGUCUUAG
Octodon degus (degu) is the source of this 1696-nucleotide messenger RNA. Its product is annotated as cytochrome P450 2D6-like. The transcript is spliced from 9 exons. Bases 106 to 1608 code for a protein of 500 amino acids. Gene Ontology annotation, molecular function: iron ion binding; heme binding; oxidoreductase activity, acting on paired donors, with incorporation or reduction of molecular oxygen, reduced flavin or flavoprotein as one donor, and incorporation of one atom of oxygen. The record is from RefSeq and is a predicted model, not a curated record. Gene Ontology annotation, biological process: xenobiotic metabolic process; arachidonate metabolic process. Gene Ontology annotation, cellular component: intracellular membrane-bounded organelle; cytoplasm. NCBI's taxonomy places the organism in Eukaryota, Metazoa, Chordata, Mammalia, Rodentia, Octodontidae.